Molecule: messenger RNA, 1637 nt
Organism: Polychytrium aggregatum
Lineage: Eukaryota; Fungi; Chytridiomycota; Chytridiomycetes; Polychytriales
Exons: 3
Coding region: 219-1637 (472 amino acids)
Source: RefSeq, a predicted model, not a curated record
CGGCCUGGCAAUCUGUGGGCCGGGCUGUCGCAUCCGUCGAUUGUCGUCCAGCCCUCAUCGCUCUUGCCCAACCAACAACGCCGCCGGACCCAACUCCAGUGCUCGUUUGCCAUUCGAUCCAAUCCGAGCCGAGCUGAUCCUAGCCGAUCCGAGCCCGUCCAACAACCCGGCUUCAACAUCAACAGCGAUACCGAUACCACAAACUCCGGUCAACCGCCAUGUCGCUUCGAGGGAUGCCCUUCGUCAAGGAGGCCCCGGCUUCGGAUCUCGCUCGUUCGGCUGCUCCACCGCAGCAAAGGACGCAGAAGCAGCAGCAACAGCAGAUACAGCAGCAACAGGACAGGCCAUCGUCCCUGCUCAAGGACCUCGAGACCGCCCUCUCGGAUUUCAGCGGUCGCAAGGAGCUCUCGCUGGGGCUGUCCCUCAGCUACCCCGACGGCACCAUGCGGACCCUGGGACGGAGCCGCAUGUCCCGCUACGUUGCCGGAAGAAUCAAGGCCGACCACGAAUGGCGGGACUGGGCCAUUGUCAACUACCUGCGCUGGGCCGAGGACGAGGAGGCAAAGUCUCUCAAUAGCACCACCUCCCAAAUCGACCUCGAGCGCAUGCAGCUGCGGAGCCAGCUCGAUCAGCUCUGGGACGAGGCGAUCCGAACCGCCGUCGACACCCGGACUCCUCGCCAUCAGAUCCAGCAGCGGCCGGGCUCCGUCCCGUCGUCCCCGUCGAUGGCGCCCACGGGCUCCUUUGACCGCCCACCGCCGUCUCCUCGGCUCGCCCCGAUUCGGUCAAGGUCCAAGCCGUUGCCGUCGAUUCCAUUGGGACCACAAGCAGCAUCGGGAUCGAUAGGGCCGUCCUCUGCAAUCCUGUCGCCUGUUCCACCCCACCUCCCGCCGCGACCCAAACCCGCCUCCCCCACGACAUCGCCUCGGAUCCCAGCUUCUCCAAUCCAGUUUCCGGCCUGGCUGAGCCGAACACCCUCGGGCAGUGCCAGCCCAAUGUCGCCCGAGCCAAGCAGCGCCCGCUCGAACCCUGGCCGAUUCGACUCGCCCAGAGGAGCCGACCCAAGCAGUCUGUACCUCCUGCUCCGGAGCCGCAUCGCUCUGGUGUACUUCCUGGCCUUCCUUCUCACCAAGCACUCGGCCGAGCUCCUGUUCUUCAUUGUCGAUGUCCAGGGUUACUGGGACUAUGAACUCGACGACAGCGAAGCAUUGAUGAUCUACCAAACUUACCUGGACCCUUCGAGCGUCUUCGAGAUCAACGUCUCGGACCGAGCCAGACGUCUCGUCCGCGAUGUCAUCAAGUCCUCGGGCGUUUCAUCCAGCGCCACCACUCGAUCCCUCGACCCGCAGAUCUUCCGGCUUUCGUACGACGAAAUAUUCCAGCUUCUCAACAGGCACUAUGGCGACUUUUUGUCCUCCAAGUUCUACAGCCUUAUGAACCGGACGUCGCUCGUUGAUCGGGGCAAUGGCAGCGGCAGCAGCAACGGCAACAGCGACGGUGGCAGCACUGUCACUGGACGUGGAGAGGGGUACUCGAUCCCCGGAGCCGAGUUUGGCUCAGAGUUUGGCGAGGUUGGACACCUGCGCCAGCAAAUCGAGUUCUGGCUUGGCGAUCGGCUGGCGGUAAAGAUCAACUAG